This is a messenger RNA of [Torrubiella] hemipterigena, 1295 nucleotides long. Lineage: Eukaryota; Fungi; Ascomycota; Sordariomycetes; Hypocreales; Clavicipitaceae. The record is from the annotation of a GenBank genome assembly.
GUUAAACUACUUUAGGCAAGAGCCGAUAUUUUAUUACUUCGUCAUAGGAGUAUAUGAAAUGCUACGAAUACUCCCUGGUGGGUGUUUAUGAAACUACUCCAUGUUUUCUCGGUGCUAAACCCGCCUACACUUAGCCGUGACCCGUUGUAAAUAAGGCUCCGAAGAUUGGCUCGCCGGUAGCUUAGAAGGUCGCUUGCCCGCGGACCGCGGUUGUGUCACAAAUGCAAAAGUGCGGAUAUUGAACAGAGUGGACAGCUGGAGCACAAGAUUCCGCUGGUGGUCUAGAAUAUAGGAGUUCUAGCCUUGCCUGUAUAUGAGGCGCUACUCGUGUGAGAGUUGCCCGGUUACGAGAACUCGGAAAUAGCCACCAUAGUCUUUGUUUCUCUUCGCUUGCGCAUCAACAUCUUUAUCACCUUCUACGGUCGAACUAUUCAUUAUUCAUCAUACCAUUGUUAUCAAUCCCGAUGGGAAACUAUGUCUGCCACGAAACAGCAAGCGCAAACGUUUGACAUGGUCAGGCGACUCAAGGUCGCUGAUUAUUUGACUUUAUCAAACGCUCUCUGCGGAGGUUAGUUAGAAACCAGCUUUUUGUGCAGGGUGAUAUUGACAUCAAUAUCUCAAGUUAUGGCAAUCUUCGCUUCUAUGCAACAGCGUGUUGUCCUUGCCUACCUCCUCGUUUUCCUUGGAUAUGAAUUUGAUCGAUUUGAUGGCAUGGUUGCUAGAAUGCGGAAUGAGUGCUCCGAGCUUGGCAAGGAGCUAGACAGCUUCUCGGAUCUGGUGUCUUUUUGCGUUGCACCAGCUGUGACGCUCUACUGUAUGGGAUUCGACAGCCUCCUUGACCAAGCCGUGCUCGCUCUCUAUGUGCUUUGCGGCCUGGCUCGGCUUGCGCGAUUCAACGUCGCUGCACAGUCGGUUCCGCGGGACGAACAUGGAAAGCCUCUGUAUCAUGAAGGUCUCGCUACGCCAUACGCAGGCUUGCUUCUGAUGACGGCUAGCGCAGUAGCUUGCUGGUCAGAGCGCGCCGAAGAUAUCCUCAGCGGAACGCUUGUCUUUGCUGGCGAGUGGUAUGAAUUCCAUGGUAUACUCGCAAUUGUGGUCACCAUGAGCAUCAUGAUGGCUAGCAAGAGGCUUCAUAUCUAUUUCGAUGGUGGGUACAGUAUUCCAGCUGCGACUGCGCUAGUGCUGGCGGGCUGUUGGUUUGCUCCAAGGUUGUAAACUACAGCGUGGUCAUAGCCACUAAGUUAUAAUCAUACAGCCCUAAAGUAAUAAUUUCUAAAUUACAUAGCCAUAAUAGC